AGGAACGCAUAACUAAAAGCAUCACGCUUCCCCCAAUACUGAUAGACGCGGAUAAUUAGUGAGAAUUCCGGGAAUCGAUUAUAUCUAUAAUUAGAGACAGAGUUGGAGAUUGUUCAUCUUCAUAGUUGUAUUCCAAUUUCAGUUUCUUGACCACCAUCACGAAAAUCAAGAAUGUGAAAAUUUAUCCUUACUCUUCCGCAAAAUCAAAUCCCAUUCAUCAACAAUAUUGAUAUCGCAAUCCAUCAAGCAAUCCAAUCCUAAGUGUAGCUGUGUUGCAAGUCCUACAACUACCUUCUGCUCAGAUAAAAUAGAUUCAAUUUGAGGUAGAAGUCAUACAUCAAACGCAUAAUCAAUAUCACUUAUAUUAUAAGUACUUUUUACAACUUAGAGUUAGAUCAUCAUCAUCAUCAUCAAGAUGAGUAAAGCUGCUGAUCCUGUCGUUGAUGCGGACAGUGCAUCCGGUGGAGAACCAGAAGAGGAGGUCCCUCGAGAGCCUGAGGAAUGGGAGCUGCGGAAUAUUGCGCGGUUUGAUGCGGAUUGGGCCAUUUCACAGGAGCAAGAAUUUGAAGUGGCGUGGCAAAAGGACUGGCUUGCCAAGCAGUUCCUGCCGGCGCCUCACUCCAAAGUGAUUCGCGUUCCGGCAGAGGCCAUUGAAUGCACGCUGGUGAAGCGCCAGGGUGGGCGAUUCAGCAUUGUGAAAAUGAAAGAACUGGGCGCAAGCGUAGAGCCACGCUGGAUUUUGACGUACACACGAAGCAAAACGGCGCCGAGCAGCGACCCGCGAAACCAGAAAGUGAUUUUGAAACAGGCGGAUUUUGAUUUAGCGCGCUUGGCUUUUUCACUAGCUCUGUCGAGCCACACGAAAAUGACGGCGACAGACGAAGCACUAGGCGACACCUGUACUAUAUCGAUAGUGAAGCCCAGCUUAAGGCGGCUCACAGUGUGCAUACCACAAACAAGCGAAACAGCAAGAAAGCUAGAACGGUACCACUUUUUGUUUGCGAUUGCGUGUCUAGUAGUUGUAGUAAUUUAUGUACGUUCCAGGGGUCAGGGGCCAAGCCCAAGGCCCCCUCCCGAUCUAGGGACGCGAGGGGCGGGCCUCCCGCCUCUGACCCUUUUUUCCGACGGACUGCCGGGCGGGAAGGCCUCCAAAAUCCCGCCCCGGUCUAUUUCCGGCUUCCUGCGUGUAUUUUACAGGACGCCAGAAGGGCCAAGGCUUCCCCAAUCAGGGAAGGCCGGGGCAGGACGGGAGGCAGGAAGGCCGCCAGAAGCCUCUCGCCACCCCCUUCCAGCUUCUUGCACUUACAAGACAGAACCCCAAUCCUUCAGGCGUUUCCUUUUCCAUUCAGAGAAUGCCAGGAGUGGAAGGCUUCCGCAGGCAGCGAAAGGGGGAAGGUUUGACCCCUUGUCACGUUGCCCGGCAGGCCUCCUGGCCGCCCGCCGCUCGAGGGAGGAGUUCCGGGGGGAUAAAAGUCCGCUGAGGACAGCCGUCUACCAAGGUUGACCUCCUCCGCCGUACUGCAUGUGUCGGACAGAACCCCGCUGGCCACACAUUGCCUCCACCCCGCCGCGCCCUUGGUUCUCUGACUCCCAUCG
Messenger RNA from Amoebophrya sp. A25, 1596 nucleotides. Lineage: Eukaryota; Dinophyceae; Syndiniales; Amoebophryaceae. The record is from the annotation of a GenBank genome assembly.